Messenger RNA from Hydra vulgaris (swiftwater hydra), 624 nucleotides. RefSeq lists its product as uncharacterized. The record is from RefSeq and is a predicted model, not a curated record. NCBI's taxonomy places the organism in Eukaryota, Metazoa, Cnidaria, Hydrozoa, Anthoathecata, Hydridae.
AUGUCAUUCCCCAAUUUAGUUGAUAACAAUGCAGCUUCUGCUUUAGGUGAAGUAGCUAGCUUUUUUAUUAUUAUUCAGCAAAUUUAUGUAUUUUUUUCGUCAUCUCCUACUCGGUGGGACAUUUUAAAGCAGCAUGUGAAAAUUACCUUAAAACCAGUUUGUUCUACUAAAUGGGAAAGUAGAUUUUCUGCUAUUAUUCCUUUGAGAUUUCAACUUGAACAUAUUUAUGAUGCUGCAAUCAAUAUCCAUUUAGAUGAAAAUUGGGACAAUCAAACGAAACAUGAAGCCCAGUCAUUAGCAAAAAAAGUUUCUUGUUUUAAAUUUAUUUGUAGCCUGAUUGUGUGGUACAACAUUUUAUCAAAAUUAAAUAUUGUAUCAAAAAUAAUGCAGUCUCCAAAUAUAAAUUUAUUAAAUUGCAAUAAUGCUUUGAAAGAAGUUUUGGUUUUUUUAAACAAUUACCGUCAGGAUGAAACCUUUGUAAAAGUCGUCGAUGAAGCAAAGAAAAUAGCCGAAGUUCUUAUGAUUGAUAGUAAAUUCCCAGAUGUUUCAACGAUUCAAAUUCGUAAAAUGAAAGGCCAUUUUGAUUACGAAUCCAAUGACCUGCCUAUUAUAGAUUCACAAUAA